AUGCGUUAUAUUUCUGCCUAUCUCCUCGCCCUUGCUGGUGGAAACCACUCUCCAAAGCUUGAGGAUUUGAAAAACAUCCUCGGAGCAGUCGGAGUCGACACUGAUGUUGAAACUGCCAAGUUGGUUAUUUCCCGGCUACAGGGCAAGAGCAUUGAAGAAGUCAUUGCCGAGGGAUCAUCUGGAUUAGUUUCGAUCUCAGGUGGAGCUGGUCCUGCUCCCGCUGCUGGAGGUGCUGCUCCAGCAGCAGCUGCUGCCCCUGCCGAGGAGGCAAAACCAGCCAAAAAAGAAGAGAAGGAGGAGUCUGAUGACGACAUGGGCUUCGGUCUUUUCGAUUGA
This is a messenger RNA of Necator americanus (New World hookworm), 336 nucleotides long. RefSeq lists its product as uncharacterized. The transcript has 3 exons. Gene Ontology annotation, molecular function: structural constituent of ribosome. Gene Ontology annotation, biological process: cytoplasmic translational elongation. Lineage: Eukaryota; Metazoa; Nematoda; Chromadorea; Rhabditida; Ancylostomatidae. Gene Ontology annotation, cellular component: cytosolic large ribosomal subunit; ribosome. The record is from RefSeq and is a predicted model, not a curated record. The coding region runs from base 1 to 336 and encodes 111 amino acids.